Messenger RNA from Triticum dicoccoides, 1436 nucleotides. RefSeq lists its product as uncharacterized. Lineage: Eukaryota; Viridiplantae; Streptophyta; Magnoliopsida; Poales; Poaceae. Bases 337 to 1131 code for a protein of 264 amino acids. The transcript is spliced from 2 exons. The record is from RefSeq and is a predicted model, not a curated record.
UCCAAGCUAGGCCACUGCGGAAGCCAUGGAUGAUCCGCAGCAAGCAGAAAUGGCUCCGCCGGAAGACGCGCCGGCCGGCGUCCCCGCGCAUCCCCUGCCACACUCGGUGCGCGGCGUCUUCCUCAACUACAUCGGUUACUGGCGGCCACGGUUCUUCGCCCGUCCCUCGGCGCGCCGCCCGGCGGUCGACUACGGUGACCUCGACUUCCUCCCCGACUAUAUAGCCGGGGGUACAACUCCAUCCUGGACCACUGCAACGGGCUCUUGCUCUACGGCAACGCCUGGCUGUACUGCGUGGCCAACCCCGCCACGAGGCGGUGGGAGCGUCUCCCGCGCAUGGACGCCAACGACUACGUCCCGUAUCUCGUCUUCGACCCCGCCCUGUCGCGUGGCUACGAGGUGUUGCUGUUCCGCCGCGAGCCCGAGAAGCCCAAGAAGUUCGACCUCAUUGAGUUUCUGUCUUUGCUGGAUGACAUGUCGGUCGGCGAGGAGGACGUAGAGAAUGAGGGCCAAGAUGAACCGGCUGGAGAACCUUCCAUGGAUGACUUGCAUCGUUUGACGGAAUGGCCACAGUCACAAUGGACGCUGCCUGUGUUCUCAUCGGCCACUGGAGAGUGGCAGGAGAGGUCAUUUGUCCGGGAAGGAGAGGCUGUCAAGACGAUGGCCAGUAUGCAACUGGAUGCGGUACAACCCAUGGAAUGGGGCCCAAGAUGGCGCUACAGUGUGUAUUGGCGAGGCGCGCUUUACGUCCAUUGCCGUGGUGCAUUUGUUGCAAGGAUAUCUUUAUCAGAUGGUAAAUACCGGGUAUUUAAUACACCAAUAGAUUUUGAGGAAAGCAAACAUGCAUGUCCUUAUCUUGGGAAGUCGGAAAAAGGGGUGUACUUUGUGACAAUUCACAAGUACAAUAACCUUCUUCGUGUUUGGAACCUCAGUGAAUCAAGCGGUCCAAUAGAUUGGGUACUAAAGCAUACUAUCGAGCUUGAUGAAUCUACUUUGUGGGCCGCGACGCGUUUCUACCAACACGAGAUUAAUGGACCUUGGAUCUUAGAGGACAAUAACAACGAUGAUGUGGAAAACAAGAUGGUGCCGCUAAAAGAAGAUAUUGAAUGGAACUCCGAUGAGAUAAUGUAAUGAGUAACCAAGGCGGUUGUGAAGAACCAUACGGUCACAUUUAUUUCUUGGGUUUUCACCCGUACAAAGAGGUAAUUUUCUUAGGGUUGUCAUUUAUAGGAGUGGCUUAUCAUUUGAAUAGCUCGAAAGUCCAAUACCUCGGAAAACUACGCCCAAAAGAUUACUGCACAGCGUAUUCAAAUGGCAUAUAUGAAUCAUUUAUGUACACUCCAUGCAUGGUUGAGGAGCUUUCAAAGACUCCUCCAUAAUAUGUACGCAAAGGUUACCAUAUGUGAACUGCAAAUGGUUCAACAGUGCAAGAAAAA